AUGUGUGGGGGGCGUCAAGUCAAUACAAAUCGCUCUCUCGAGUGUUCUCAACAUUGCCUCCACGCACUCUACGCACUAAAGUUCACAUCAAUUAGUUAUUCUCGACAUCUUGGAAAGAAAACAUUCAGCCCCAUCUUCAACGAAGAGAAAUUAAACGGACCAACCAUGCUGAAGAAGAGCUACUUCCACCAACCAGGAAACAUUGCGUAUUCCUAUGAAACCAUUCCGGAACGGAUACAGAAGCUAGCAGAAGAAAAACCUGACAAAAUAGCCAUGGUGAUGUACCACAGCAAAGAUGAACGAUAUGAAAUCACCAGAAAGGAACUCUACGACAGGUCCGUCAAAUUUGCGCGCUGUCUUCUUAAACUAGGCAUUAAGAAAGGCGACCCCGUAGCCUACUGUGUCUCCAAUUGCAUCAACUGGAUGACGUACGACGUGGGUAUCUUGAUGGCAGGGGGAAUUUCAGUUCAUCUGCUUCUUGGUGCCGCCGAUAUCAGCAAGGCUCUUGACAAAUGCACUUUUAUCAUUCUAGAUGCCAAAGAGAACUGGGAUGAUUUAUUGUCUGUAGCUAAAAUUCACCCAGGUGGUAAAAUCACUAGCGACACAUGCCCUUCUUUGAAAAUCGCUAUUGCUGUCUCAUCUGACAGUAGGCCCGCUAACGUACUUCAGGCAUCGGAACUAAUUGCUGAAAUCAAUGCCAAGGAUGAUGGAAGCUUUUUAGAAUUCCCUGUGUUGGAUCCUGAGGAUACUGCUUUCAUAUGUCUGACAUCUGGAACAACAGGCACUCCUAAAAAGAUCCAUCACUCUCAUUUUAACGUCCUUAACUGUACUGCUACUCACGAUGAAGACGUAAAUAUCACUUGCGACGAUGUGAUAUACAACAGCCGUCCCAUGGCCUAUAUUGGCGGCUAUCCAUUUUGCUAUUUAAAUACAGGUACGAGGUUCGUUAGCGGUGACACUAUAUUUUUGAGUGAGCCCGAAAAUUUCGAAACAGUUGUCGAUAUCUGGCGAAAGGAAGGCUGCACUUUUGUAGGCCUCGCUCCAAAGGAACUCUACGACAGGUCCGUCAAAUUUGCGCGCUGUCUUCUUAAAUUAGGCAUUAAGAAAGGCGACCGUGUAGCCUACUGUGUCUCCAACUGCAUCAACUGGAUGACGUACGACGUGGGUAUCAUGAUGGCAGGGGGUACUUCCGUCCAUCUGCUUCUUGGUGCCGCCGAUAUCAGCAAGGCUCUUGACAAAUGCACUUUUAUCAUUCUAGAUGCCAAAGAGCACUGGGAUGAUUUAUUAAAGGAUCUGUACGUGAAAUCCUUGAGAUUUGCUCAAGUCCUUAACAAGCUGGGAAUCAAUAAAGGCGAUCGUGUCGCCUACUGCGUGUCCAAUUGCAUCGACUGGAUGGUUUAUGAUGUGGGUAUCAUGAUGGCAGGGGCUGUUUCCGUCCAUUUGCUUAUGGGUUCCGCCGAUGUCAAAGUUACUCUCUCGGGUUGCGUCAUGGUUAUUCUAGACUCUAAAGAACGGUGGAACGAUUUCGUGGGCGUAGCUGAAAUCCUCCCAGGGGGAAAAGUGAGCUGCAAUGAAUGUCCCACUUUGAAACUAGCAAUGGCUGUGGAUCCAGAGUGUCGGCCAGACAAUGCCCUUCUGGCAUCCGAGUUGAUGGCUGAAAUUGAAGAUGCUAAGUACGUUAAGGGUCCACAAUUACCAGUUUUGGAUCCUGAUGAUAUUGCCCUUGUGAACCAGACAUCGGGAACGACUGGAACCCCGAAAAAAGUCUGUCACACACAUUUCGGCAUCGUCAACAACUUGACGAUAUACAAUGUAAUCUCCGGAUUUCAUGCUGACGACGUGAUUUACAAUAACCGUCCGAUGGCGUAUACCGUAGGGUAUCCAUUAAAUUAUAUUGGGACCGGAACCACCACUGUCACUGGGGACGUGAGGUUUCUAAACGACCCAGCAAAUAACGAUUUCCUGGUGGGUAUCUGGAAAAAAGAAGGCUGCACUUUGGUCUACAUGCAGCCGCAGAUUAUAAAGUCUAUCCGUGAUUAUGGUUUUCGGACCAAAUAUUUGCUUUCGACCGGCGAUACAAUUACUGAACAAAUGAUCCGACAUUCUUUCCUUCUCACCAAUGCCUUCUGUUUAAUUUACGGGAGCACAGAAACUCUGAUAUCUACCCAUAGAAUAUUUACACAGGAAAAUAUUACCGAGCACGAAAAGGGAAUGCUUGGGGUUCCUUUACCAGGGAUGGAGAUGAAGAUUAUCGACGAAAAGGAAGAAGUGGUUGACAUAGAUUUCUUUUCCUUUUUUUUAUAUUUCUUUUUCUUUUUAUCUUCUUUUUUAUCCUCUUCUCCUUGUUGGGCAGAAGGUUGGUUUGUUAAAGUGAAUUUCUUUUUGUUUCCAUUCCUUCUUUCUCUUUUCCUCUUGUCUAGGGAUUGGGAUUGA
Acanthosepion pharaonis is the source of this 2433-nucleotide messenger RNA. NCBI's taxonomy places the organism in Eukaryota, Metazoa, Mollusca, Cephalopoda, Sepiida, Sepiidae. The record is from the annotation of a GenBank genome assembly.